CGGCGGGCCCGGGCGGCGGCGGCGGCGGCGGCGCCAUGAGGAACGGCGAGGACCUGGAGGGCUUCGAUGGCGAGGCGUCCAGCACCUCCAUGAUCGCGGGGGCCAGCAGCCCCUACCAGCCCACCACAGAGCCCGUCAGCCAGCGCGGCGGGCUGCGCGGCGUCCGCUGCGACCCGGACUACGUGCGCGGCGCCUUCGGCAGGAUGAAGCUGGCCGAGGUGGUUUUGGCACUGAUUGCAUUCAUCUGCAUAGAGACCAUUAUGGAAUGCUCCCCUUGCGAAGGCCUUUAUUUCUUCGAGUUUGUGAGCUGUAGUGCAUUGGUGGUUACUGGAGUUCUGUUGCUUAUGUUCAGUCUAAAUCUUCAUACAAGAAUACCACAGAUCAACUGGAACCUUACUGAUCUGGUCAACACUGGACUCAGCACUUUCUUCUUUUCCGUUGCCUCUGUAGUACUCGCUGCUUUAAACCAUAAAACUGGAGCAGAAAUUGCUGCUGUGAUAUUUGGUUUCUUGGCAAUGGCAGUGUAUGCUGUGAACACGUACUUAGCUAUUAAAAAGUGGCGAAUGAACAGCGGACAGCAAAGCAGUCGGCAGACCAGUGAUUACAUACGUGCUCGGACAGAAUCCAGAGAAGUAGAUCAUCGCCCUGAGAUUCAGCGUCUGGAUGCAUGAAAGUGAUAUCCAAAUGGGACUGCAAAGGGAAAAAAAAAAAGAGUGCUUAAUUUUCCCUCAUGGAACAAAGGGUAUUUUUCCUUUAUUUAAGGAAGAAAAUGAAGAUGACUGUGGCAAGGAAUGCCCAGCCCUGCAUAUGUGCAGAGAUGCAUUGAGUCAGAAGCUGUUGUCACGAAGAGAAUAAAUGUUGGUCGUUCAAAAGCAAGAUCUGUUUAAGAUGUGUGUGCGUGUAUGUAUAUGCACAUAUGCAUACAUUAUGUGUAUAUUAUAUACACACACACAUAUAUGUGUGUGUGCAUAUAUAUAGAUACAUGUUAUGUUAAUGUUUUGGAUUAACGAUGCAGUACUUCUUUGCUCUCCUAAGUACAAGCUCUGAAUAUACAUGUUCUGCCACUAUUUUUUCAUCUGUCAUAAACAUGAAGACCAACACUAUAUUUUUGGUUAAUAUAAGAAAAAGAAGUUCACCAAAAGUAGAUUGGGGCAAAUAGCAAUAACUUUAGCAGUGUAUGUUGUCCAACAAGUCUCUGUAGCCUUUCUCAUGCAGCCUUGGCAGUGCAGUUCAAUUCUCAUCUGCAAGAGCUUGUGCAGUUUCUUUGUUUGUGUACUUACAUAGCUGAAAUAGCCAUUUCACAUUUCCGGGUUGAUGGAUAUAAUGAUAACGUAGUUAUUCUGUGAAUUACUCUGAAAUUGUCAUACUCAGUUCAUGUGUGAUACUGGUGAAAUCUGAACUUGUGCAAGAUUAGCAUGUUUGCUGAAUGGUCACCAUAAUGCAUGCAGAAGUAUGUUGUUUUCUGCUAAAGUUGGAGUACAAUGCUAUCUUUUGUUCCAAAAUGGAAAACGAAUGCGUGGAGAGGGGGAGAAAGGAGAUAAAGGGGCACAGUGAUGAAGGCGAGAAAGAAGGGAUUUCUGGUGGACUUGCAUUUCAGUCAUAGUGGGGGGAUUUUACGUGUUUUUAAGGUUCAGCCUUUCUGAAAACUCUAGGGUAAGCAAGAACUAGCAAAAAUUUAUGAUAUCUUAGAAAACGUUUUGAAGAUCACUGUAUUGUGAUUCAUGUAGGAAAAUAGUUUCAGGGGGUUGUUUGUUUCUUCUAAAAUUAAAACUGUUGGUAGUAGGUAAAAACAAUGUUUUUUUUUUUUGAUUUGGGUGUGUCUACAAAAUACUCUUCUAACAUUCCUAUGGGAAAUGAGUAUAGAUAAUAGGAGGAAAAUAGGGUUGUAUUGAUUUGUUAAUAGAUGGUUCUACCUAGUCAAAUUUGUCUUGUUUUCACUGUAUUUCCAGUGAAGAGGAGGAUAUUUUCUCUACUUAAAACUUGAAUUCUUCAGUAAUUGGCUAGAUACUAUCAUAAUGGUAUUAGGAAGAUGUCUCUCAAUGUUUUCUCAUUUUGAUUAGUAUUUUAAUGCGUAUAAUUCAUCAUAUGGCAUAUGUGUGCCUGCAUAUUAUAUAAAGAAAAUGUGUGGGAAGAUGGUCUCUUGAGCUGAAUUCCUAUCUGGUGUAAACUGAUGAAAUCUUUGAAAUUAGUGGAAUUGUAUUGCUGGAUUGCUACAUAUGCCUGAAUUUAUCCCACAUCUGACUUGAACACUUUUUGGUAUUGUAUUUUCAUGUAAUGGUAGCCCUAAGCGGAUGAAUGCAGUUAAUCGGAGUCUUACAAACAAAAGGCAAUACAUUUCAGAUAGGUCACUUAAGUACAACAAAUGUAUUUUGAAAAGCAGUUACAUGAAACAGAAGAUUGGUACAAAUGCCUGGGCUUGUUUUAAUAGUGGAAGAAACUGGGAGAGUACGGGAUUUGAACUUUGUGCUGCAAUAUUUGAAUCAAGCAACAGAGAUUAUUCUGAUGUGUGAAAACCAGAUAACAAAACUGCUGUACUUUCAUACAUUGUGUAAUCUACACUUCACCUCAAUGACUUAAGACUAGAUUAAAAGUACAGAGGACUUAGUAAUGCAUUUAAAGAAAACUUGCCCUUUUAACUCAGCAGUGGUGUUCCAGUUACUAUACUUGACAUCUUAUUGCAAGCUGAUGCCAAAGGGACACUGAAUUUAAAAUACCGAGCCAUUCAAACUAACCUCUGUUUUUGGAUUUAAAACCACCAUUUUUAUUAAGGUGGUGUUUCGUCACAAAUACUGAGUGUCUCUAUGAAAAGAAAAUAGUUCUAUGUUCAGUGUAGUAUUAAAUAAUGAAAUUUAUAGCCAAUAUUCUACUAUUUUUCAGCACUCUGUACCUAGUACAGAGACAAUUUACAAGGAGAGAUUUUAGACAGCGUCCAUUAUUUAAAAAAAUACAAAGCAUAACUCUUUUAAAAGUAACAGAUCUAGACUGUUUAAUAUCAAUUCUAAAUUGAUAUUAAAGCAGACUGCACAGAAAAACCCCAAAAAACAAAAUAAAAGCCCCCCCCCCCCGCUCAAAUACAGAAUAUUGUCCUGCAGAAGAUAGAUUGCUUUCAGAGUGGAAUUUUCAUCUGAAGUCAGGAAACCGAAGUGAUGUGAUGCACAGCAGAGGCUUUUCCGUAUGGGUGUAUCCUGUGUGCUGAUCGUGGAGGGCCUGGAGCGGCGUGCAGCGGGCGCCCCUUUACCGCUCUGUAGACACUGCCUUCGCUCUGGUCUUUUUGUUUCUCACAGGUUUGGGAUGGUCUCUUGCAUCUGUAAGUUCAUGAACUUGAAAUCUUUCAUUGACUUUUCGCCUUUCCUUACCUAGAAAAAAGGAGAACUUUGCAGAGUUUUCUCUGAAGUAAGAUGAAAAGCUUUUGACUUCUUGCUUGAAUGACAAAGGCUUCUUAAUUGGUACGAAUGAUACACAGUUACACUUCUAACACCGUAUAAUACUGUAUCAGUUGCUGUAGUGUAUCUGUAUGACCUCAAGUGCUUUUAGACAUGAAAUAUAAUUGUCUUCACCUGAGAACAGUAUGCCAUUAUUUACAAUUUACAUAAUGACUUGAGCUCAGCACAGCUUUCAGGGUAGAAUUCAAAAAGAAUAUGAACUUAAAAUACUAUCUGAUAUGCUUUGUAAACAAGAAAAGAACUGUAAAUUUGUAAUUUCCUUAUUUUGGAGACCAAAGAUGAUUUUAGUAUUGUACAGUAUAUACUUUCUAAAAAUCUAAGUUAAGGAUUUAUUAGUCUAUGGAGACACUAUUUACUAUUUGGAUUAUAGAGAAGGCAAAUACAGUAGAUAUGAGAUAGACGACUAAAUUUGAAGUAUUAAGAUCAUAUGAUAUAUACACGGUUGAGUUUUUUACAGACGUGAUUUUAUUGUCGUGAAUUGGAAAGAUAGUAAAUACUUGAAUAAAGACUGUUAUCCAAACUGCAAAUAUCAUUAAAAAAAAAAAAAAAAAAAAAAAAAACCCACUUAUGGAAUAAAAUAAGGCAGAAAGUUUAAUUUUUUGAAACUUGCUGAGAAACGUCACAUUAAAUGCUUCUCCCAGCCAGCUAGUCUUGUUUGAAAUUGCUGAGCAUAGAGGGAUAACUGAAUUUAUUCCUUGAGAAUACUGCUUGGCUCAACAGAGGGACCCAAAAACCAGUGUAAAUAAAACUAAAUUAAAGCUAAGCAGUUCAACCAUUUGGGAAUGGGAUGCUUGAAGCAGCAGUGGAAUUCUGAUUAUUUCUCUUAAGUCGGACUAUGCCCUCAGAUAUGCAAUCUUAAUGUAUUUCUGUAUGUAGAAAUGAGGGCAAAUUUCGCAACCGAUGUACAGAUGUUGAAAGAUGAAUUAAUAGAAAAUGAUUGGAGCAAUAGCAUAAUUGUUGUACAGUGUUAAAAAAGUACGUAUUUUCUUUUAAUGCUAAGUUCAGUUUUAUCAGCCUUAGUUGAAGUUUAUCAUGCCUUCCUGUAAUGAUAUGCAAGUUGCCUACAAUAGAAAAAAGUUUCUAAAACCAUAGUUGAGAACUAAUUUAACAAUUUAAUUGCUCAACAGUAAAGGUGAUUCCUCCUUACUCUGGACUUCCUUUCAUCCUAUGUAUUCAUUCCUCAUCUGUCUUAUGUUUUGAUACCUUGUUUUUGUUGAUCCUUCUUCAUUGAUCUGUAUAGUGUCUGCCUCACUAUAAGGAAGAUAUUUAAAAGAAUGUUGGAUGUACUGUCAUUAAGUAGAUUACUCUUCCCUUUUAUAAUAGCUUGAUGUUUGGGCUGGAUGUGCUGAGGGAAUUUCUGUUCCUGCCCUGGACCUUUGGAGCUAGCUGAUACACUGCUGCGUGUGUUUGUACGUUUUCUGUUAGGAGCCACGCGCUCAGCGAUUGAGAUGAUUAGAGAUUCUUCUACCUCUGCCGUCUUAAAGAACAAGGUACUGACUCCUGAGAUCCGAUGCCUGAAUUUUGGUCUUGUGCUAUUCAUAGUUGUCCUUAUAUUCAGAUGUUUAGCAUCAGCAAAGAGCUGUGCUGUGGAAACAGUUUGCCACCUUUUGCUUAUAAGAUUUCCCUUAGAUGUGAAUUUAAAUAAAAUCAAUAGUGGAGAGAGCUUCUUCAUAGGCUUUGUCACAUCUGUGUUUCACAGCACAUCUUGUCAUAUAGUUUGGAAUUGUUUUUAUUUUCUCUGUAUUUCAUUGUUGAUUCUAGUAAGAAGAGGGGGAAAUUGGGAAAAUUUCCAGUCUUCCCUAAGUUAGUAGUUAUUCUUUUUCUCCUAUUCUGUGAAUUACUUUGUACCAUAUGAUGAUUGCCCCUUCCUAAUACUGCAGGCUUAGUGGUAAUAAAAUAAUAUUCUUUACGCUAUUAGAACGAAUGCUGUGGACCAUAGCAGGGAACUGGUCCGCUAUGAGCGGAAUGUGAACUGUUAUCAGUGAAUUAACCACUAGUUUUUCAUGAACAUUGAUGUGUAAGAUCCCUAAACAAAUUUUGUUGGCUACCUUUGUGCUAUUUUGGAGAUGAGCGGGCACAGCAAAUGCUUACCUAAUACAUGAUUUUAUUAAUACAGCCCUUUCUUUUCUCUCUUCAGUCUCUGUUCUGUAUUUUCUUUUCCCAUGACACCUUUAUAAACAUUCCUACCUGUUCUCUUUUGUGAGAAAAAAAAUUAAUACUAUUUUAGAGUAUUGUUCCACAAACAACCAAGUAGCAAAUCAAGUACUAUACUAUCUCAUCUGAAGUAGGAGAGAGGCUAUUAUUUUCAGAAGAGCUUUGUACAUGGAAAACAAAGCAUAAACAGCAGGUCUUGCACUGAAAGCUCUGGGGCCGGAAGUCUUCAGCAGAUAUUUAGGGUAAAUAAAUAGGCAGGUGGAAUCCAGCUAUGAAUUUGAGAUGUAAAAAAGGGUGGCAAGAGGAAAGAAAACCAGGCUUAACAAUCCUGUGUUUUCAAAGUGGUGUGUGAACAUUAACAAUCCUCAAAUGAAGGAUUUUUCCCUCAUUUAACAGAGAAGGAGACAGACACCUUGAAUCCGAAGUAGGCAUAGAAGCGUCUCCUCUUUGUUCCUGGCCCUGGGGUCCUGAUACCCUUAAAACAGCCCGAGGUGCAGAGAUUUUUGCGUUAGGGCAAUGAUAGGUUUGAGGGUGCAGCUCGGGUAUGCUGUCAAGUGAGUGGGAUUAUCGGGUGACUUUUGCUGAGUUGAGUGUAGCUGUCGGUUCAGAGAGCUGCGGAAUUUAGCCCCUUCCGUCAGGAGGGCCGCGCGUGCCUGCGAGACGAGAGGACGGGGACCUACAAGAACGGACUGCGAUUUGCAGAGCGCUUUACGCGCUCCCUAGUCCCCAGAAAUGAGUAAGGUCACGUAGCAUUUCUGAAACUCGGGUGCUCGUUGUUGUUCUGCAGUAGCGUGAAGCAGUGGACUGUGUCGGGGACUGCGGCCGGUUAAGAUGGACAGACUGUGCAGGUACAGGGGUGUUGCGUCCGAACCUGUUUUAGAUCGAAUGGCAACAGAAUUGUUUAAAAAUAAGCUGAAAUAGGUACAAAACCCAGCAGAAUGUUCUACUAUUUGCCUAGAAGUAAUGUUUGAAAAUAAUAGUUUGUAGAAAUUAUGCCAUAUUUCCCUCUUUGUUUUAACAAAUGAAAUUGAUUAAAAAUGAAUUUAUACAAAUAAUCAGGACAUCUCUGGAUGCUAAUUCAGAGUUUUUCCUAGUAAGCUGUUACUCCUAUCAGCCACUGGGCUUCUGGGAUAGAUCUAUUUGAGAGAGUCAGUGGGGUGCUGUCCAACUUGAAUUUUUGUUGUUCUGGUCUUACUUUUUGUGUUGUUUUAAAACCUGUCUAUAAUUUAACCAUUUGUAUUCUAAAAAUAAUCUGUAAAAAGCUGCUUACACUGUGAUUUGUAAUAUCCUUUAAUUUAGAGUGUGUAACACAAUCUAAUGUUCUUUCACAAUGCGCAGCUUUCAAAAGUGUUCUUAUAUAUGCCCAGAAAUGAAAGUUAUCUAUUUAUCAUAAAAAUGUGAUUAGAUAGUUACCUAUCCAGAAUCCUGGUGCAACUCUUUCAAAUGUGCUGGAUGGAUAAGUUAAUGAAAAUGCCUUCUAAUCUCUAUGGGUUAAUAAAUAUUUUUUAUAACUAGCCACAAAUAUUCCUUUUUAAAUUAUACUUGGCAAACGGAAGAUAUUUAAUUUUAUAUACACUAUACAUAGUUACCUUGAUUGACAUAUUUAUAACAUAGAGCUUUGAGUUUACUAUGAAGGUUUUAUCUGUAUACUAUGGACUUCCUGGGUAAAAGUUUUAAAAACCAGUUGGUAUAUAUGGAAGGAUAUGGAAGCUAUCCUCAUAAAUUCGUAAUGAGGACAUACGAGCAUUUCAAAAAGCGAUAGCCAGGGUAUCUGGGUUUUUUGUCUUUGAUCAGGGCUGGUCCCUACAGACAUUUUAAUAACACCUGGAUGUGCAUAACUGAAAUAUGACCAUCUCUGCCUCUCUGACAGUCAAGGACUAUCAUCUACAGAAUAUUGUUUUUGUUUUGCUUUGGACAAAUGUCUCAAUAGACAUAUUUAGUUAAAACCUUUGGUUUUGAAAGAAGAUACCCUCUAUUAAGUAGGCUGAUUUAUUUAAACUACAAUACUUUUGGAAUUAAAAGGUUACCAGAAGUAAUACUUUCAGUAAUGUUGCAUUUAUCCUGAUGUCUCCAAGUUAGAGUGAUUCUGUCUUAGCACCCUUAUAUUACAACAAUCACUACCUUCAUUUUUCUACUGUUUAUACUUUAAUCUUGAAUGUUUACUGGAUUCUACUUGUUGGAUAUAGUGGAGGGAGAGUAUAUCUUAACACUACAGUUCAUCCAGCUUUAACUCACAGGUCACAGUUCUAAAGUAGGAAGUUACUUUGAUAUAUUUUGUGACCAAUUUAUUACAUUUUUAAAUGAUUUCUACAGUUAAGACUACAUUUAGGACAUAAUAUAGCAAAUGACUUAGCUAAUUGUUUUAUUUGUCUAGACUUACUCUCUUCUGUCUUAGCAUCAUUUUGAAACUAUUUGUAUAUGUUGAAGUUUGCAAGGGUUCAGGAACCCGCAAUAAAAAUAGUAAAGUAUGUAUUUAUUUCUCAUUGUAUUGCUCAAUUUUGAUUUAAAAGAUGACGCUUUUCACAUAAUUGUGAAAUGUCUUUUCACAUAAUUGUAAACAGAUACCGAAAAACUGCUUCACCUAGGGUGCCUUCCAUGUGUGGUAUAAACACUUGUUGGUCAUUAAAAUAGAUAAGUAAACUUAAUAAACCAGUGAACGCUAUUUUUGUAUUGUCUCACUAAUGCAUUUUUGGCUUUGUUGUGCUUUGACUCACUGAUACCAGCCUUAUGGCUCCUGUAGUCAUUUUUCUCCCUUUGUGCACUAAAGAGUAAUUUUGAUCUCACAGUGAAAAGAUUGUAUCACUUUUGCUCUGCUCUGCCUUCCAGUGCUACCCGAAAGAUGGAGAUGAAGCACAUUGGUUAAAUGAGCUAAAACAUGCUACAACUUUUUUCCUUGAAACUCGUGUAAAGAGACGCUCACUGUGGGAUAUGUUUGUAUCCUCAGUGCCAGUCCCUGGUCCUCUAGAAAAAUGCAGUAGACAUGAUCUAAAUAUUCCUGAUUCUAGCUCAUAGUUUAUGAUGCCUGGGAAGGGACAUCUAGGCUUGGCUUAGAUUUCCUCCCGCAGGGGUGUAACUCCUGUACUGACAGACUUGUAAUUGUUGAACAGCUCAGAAGCGUUGGCCAAAAUCGUUAGAAUUCUGUCGCGGGCUGAGCAAAGGGGAUACAACUUACUUUUACUGUACGAGCACAAUUCUGCUAUGUGAUACCCUUACUAUUUUGCUUCUCAAAUAAGAAAAAGUGUAAUAUUUUGCCAAGGAAAAUCUUUUACAUGUACUGUAUAUGCUGUUGCAAAUGCAGAACCUGACUCUGUUGUCCUUACUCAGGCAAAAUUGACUUUGGGGACUGCAGGAUCAGGUACCCUUUUUCAUCGUAAGCAUGUUUUGAUCAAUGAAUUGAAAGACUAUCUCAUCUUAGCAGACAUUAAUAUAGCAACAGAUUACAGCCUGAAGCAAUUUCACUUCAUUUUUGGUAAGUAUUUUUGAAGUGAUCUCAAGAUCUGCACAAAGAUCAGCUGAUAAAAUUGAUGCUUUCAGUGGAGAUGCCUGCUGCUGUGUUCACUGUCUGCGCGGUAUCAGCAGCUGGAGCUUAGGAGUGUUAAGGGUAGCAUCUUCCAGCUCGCUAUCUGAAAGUCGUGCUUUAAACAAUUUCAGAGGCAAGGUUGCUCAGCCAGAAAACACAACUCCUGAAGUGUUUUAUACCAAUAAUGAUUUUGUAGUAUGUUGUGCACUUCUUUUCUGUUGAUUCUUGAUGCUAAACAAAAACACAAGUUGAAGGAUUGUAACGUCUUGCAAUACCGAAAGCAGUCCGUAUUUUAAAAAUUCAUACCAUUACAGCAUAAUUUAAAUGGUGUAUUUAUCAGUUUUAAAUGUCAUUUUGCUUGUCCAGUCUUUUGUAUAUGGGCACAAUAACUAUUUGUAAAUUUUUUAAUUUAGUUGUCUUUUCCUGUCUUUGUCUUUCUGAUAUUUGAAGAUUUGAGCUCUACAGAUUUUCAUGGUACUCUUCUACUUAUGUCUUCAUAGUGGUAAAAGUCUGUAUUUUUGUAUGUAGGGAAAAUGGUAGUUUUUUAACACUUAUAUUGAUCAAUAUAGUAUGGAAUCACUUGUGAAGGACUUCCUGUUUAAUAAAUGGAUAUAUUAAAGUA
This is a messenger RNA of Rhea pennata, 9739 nucleotides long. RefSeq names its product CKLF like MARVEL transmembrane domain containing 4 (gene CMTM4). Lineage: Eukaryota; Metazoa; Chordata; Aves; Rheiformes; Rheidae. The transcript is spliced from 4 exons. Gene Ontology annotation, cellular component: membrane. The record is from RefSeq and is a predicted model, not a curated record. The coding region runs from base 36 to 671 and encodes 211 amino acids.